Mercenaria mercenaria is the source of this 2349-nucleotide messenger RNA. Its product is annotated as O-methyltransferase MdmC-like. NCBI's taxonomy places the organism in Eukaryota, Metazoa, Mollusca, Bivalvia, Venerida, Veneridae. The transcript is spliced from 7 exons. Bases 150 to 962 code for a protein of 270 amino acids. The record is from RefSeq and is a predicted model, not a curated record. Gene Ontology annotation, molecular function: O-methyltransferase activity; S-adenosylmethionine-dependent methyltransferase activity.
UCUAACAUAUGGUCCUCUAAAGUAAUACUCAUGAUAACACUUAUUACACAAGGUCUUAAACAUGUGGUUGACGUGUUCGCCCAUAUUUGAUACCAUGACCUUCUUAUACAGGGCAAACUCUUUAUUGGACUAUCUUAAACUGGAAAAAAAUGGCGAAGGUGAUACGCGAUCCUGCCAUUGGUGAGCUGUACAAAAUAAAAGAACUAUGCGCAGAAAAGGGAGUUGAUGCGGACAUACAGAAAAGACUGAGUGAUGCAAUAACUCUUGCAGAGGCGAGAGAUGCUUACUGUGCAAGUGUAAGUUCAGAACCGAGCGAUGCUUUGGCAACGCUACAGAGAGAGACACUAGAGUACCCUUUCGAUCAAGUAUAUAAAGACGGGAAGACAAAGUGGAAACUUAAUCCGAGGAUGAUGUCUGGGCACUUUGAAGGUAAAUUCUUGCAAAGCAUUGUAAGUAUGUCAAAAGCAAAAAGAGUUUUGGAAAUUGGUAUGUUUACUGGAUAUGCAGCUUUAGCAUGCGCGGAAGCCCUUCCCGAAGAUGGGACUGUGACAACAUUGGAAUUUGAUCCAUUCCUAGAGGAGGUGGCUAAAGGCUUUUUUGCCAAAUCCCCAUGCGGAAAGAAAAUUUCUAUUCGAAUAGGAGACGCUAAAGAAACCUUACUGAAACUAGCGGAGGAAAAGGCUCAGUAUGAUGUUGUCUUUAUUGAUGCUAAUAAGGAUGGUUAUCUUAACUAUUUUAAGACAGUUAUUGAGAAAGAUCUUCUCGCCAAGGGAGGAACAGUGGUUUUUGAUAAUGCACUGAUGUAUGGCGGCGCCUAUAAUAUGAAAUCAACCAAUGAACAUGCACUUGAUAUCAGAAAAUGUAAUGAAUAUGUGAAGUCAAGAGAUGAUAUGUUUCAGGUUCUUGUCCCUAUCAGAGACGGCGCAUUGAUUGUGAGACGUAAAGAAGACGUCUUCCUAUAGAAACAUACAAGAUGUUAGUUGCAAAUGCAGUUCGAUUAACUGCAAAAACCGUUGCACAAAUUGAGGGACAAGGCAAUAAUUUAUAUUUGAUUUUUAGCUCACCUGAGCAAUGCUCAGGUGAGUUUUUCUGAUCACUUUCUGAUCACUCGAUGUCCGGCGUGCGUCGUCUGUCGUCUGUAUGUCGUCUGUCUGUCUGUCAACAUUUAGCUUGUGUAUGCGAUAGAGGCUGUAUUUUUCAACUGAUCUUCAUGAAAUUUGGUCAGAAUGAUAACCUAGAUAAAAUCUAGGCCGAGUUUGAAAAUGGGUCAUCUGGGUCAAUAACUAGGUCACUAGGUCAAAUUAAAGAAAACCCUUGUGUAUGCGAUAGAGGCUGUAUUUUUCAAUUAAUCUGCAUGAAUUAUGGUCAGAAUGAUAACCUUGAUAAAAUCUAGGCCGAGUUUAACAAUGGAACAUCUAGGAUUAAAAACUAGGUCACUAGGUCAAAUCAAAGAAAAACCUAGUGUAUGCGAUAGAGGCUGUAUUUUUCAAUUAAUCUUCAUGAAUUUUGGUCAGAAUGAUUGCCUUGAUGAAAUCUAGGAUAGUUUUGAAUAUGGGUCAUCUAGGGUUAAAAAGUAGGUCAUUAGGUCAAAUCAAAGAAAAACUUUGUGUAUGCGAUAGAUGCUAUAUUUUUUAAUUGAUCUUCAUGAAAUUAAGUCAGAAUGAUUGCUUUGAUGAAAUCUAGGUCAAAUUCGAAUAUGUUUCAUCUUGGAUCAAAAAUUAGGUCACUAGGUCAAAUCAAAGAAAAACCUCGUGUAUGUGAUAGAGGCUGUAUUUUUCAAUUGAUCUUCAUGAAAUUUUGUCAGAAUGAUAGCCUUGAUAAAAUCUAGGUCAAGUUCGAAUAUGGAUCAUCUUGGUUCAAAAACUAGGUCACUAGGUCAAAUCAAAGAAAAACCUUGUGUAUGCGAUAGAGGCUGUAUUUUUCAAUUGAUCUUCAUGAAAUUUGGUCAGAAUGAUAGCCUUGAUGAAAUCUAGGUCAAAUUCGAAAAUGGGUCAUCUGAGAUCAAAAACUAGGUCACUAGGUCAAAUCAAAGAAAAUACUUGUUUUUGCUGCAAUUUUAAUGAUAAUUGGUCAGAAUAUUUUUUCCAUGAAAUCACUAGGUCAAACAUGUUUACACUGUUAUGGUGUAAUAUGGUGUGUUUCUCAGGUGAGCGACCUAGGGCCAUCUUGGCCCUCUUGUUUAUAAUAAGCUAUGUUAUAUACUGCUUUGCAAAAAGAAUAUGAAAUUAAAAUGUAAUAAGGUUUUAAUCUGUUAUUUUCUUUAUUAUUUGAGUAAUUUUCAAUUUCCCGAUAAGUAAAUACACUGUCGUUCCAUUACUAUGGAGGUAUUGUCACUAACUCCUGAUACGC